GCUUAGUCUCCUUCCUCACGAGAAACCCCACUCGAACUUUCCUUACUCUCCACGUUUCAAUUUGCUUAUAAAUACUAAAUCUCAAAAAACCCAUCAUUUCUGCGAAGAUAAAAGAAAGAAACACACAGAUCCCAAAUUAUUCCAUACCCCACGAUUCUCUCUUGUAUAUACUAAAAAUUCCUCUGAGAUUCCCUUACUUUACAGUACUUUUUUUUUUUUUUUUUCUCUCUCACUCUUUCAAAAUUUUUGGCGCGAAAUCAAUGGUGAUUGAGAGCUUGGGAGGAGGAGGAGGAGAAGGAGAAGCGCGCCCCGUGAUGAUCGAGCCGCCGCCGCCGUCGUCGAUGAUGUUUUCAUCCGGCCCCGCCGUCUGUAACUCUCACGCUCCGGCGCCUCCUUCUCCUAGGACUCCUCCGUUGACCGGAGACGAUGAUUCCGACGGAGACGGAUUGGAACUGCUGAUUCCGCCGCUGAAUUUCUCGAUGGUCGAUUAUGGCAUCUUCCGGUCCGGUUUCCCCGAUGACGCUAAUUUCGGCUUCUUGAAAUCCCUAGGCCUCCGUUCCGUUAUAUCUUUGUGCACGGAGCCGUAUCCUGAAGUGAGCAAGAAAUUCUUGAAAGAUAAUAAGAUUGAGCUGUUCACGUUCGAAAUCGAUGGUUGUAAGGAGCCUUUUGUAAACAUUCCUGAGGAAAAAAUCCGCAAUGCACUCAGAGUUGUUCUUGGUAUAAUCAUUCACAUUUAAAUUUUUAUGUCCAAAUUAUAGAAUAACCUGCUCUUUUUACAUUCUGGUAAUGCACGUUUUAUCUGCUCUGCCAUGCCAGAUGUGACUAAACACCCAGUCCUGAUUCAUUGCAAGAGAGGGAAGCAUCGCACUGGUUGUUUGGUUGGAUGUUUAAGAAGAUUGCAACGAUGGUGCCUGUCGUCAGUUUUCGACGAGUACCAGAGGUUUGCUGCUGCUAAGGCCAGAGUGUCCGACCAAAGGUUCAUAGAGUUGUUUGAUCUUUCCAGCUUGAGGCAGUCCCCUACAUCAUUUUCAUGUUCAAGGAGACACUAACAUAGCAGCACAAAAGAGACAUGGUUCAAUGCCCAAUCGUUUCAUAAAGGGCCCCCAUGUUGUGUGUUCUUCAAAUAAUUAGCUUUCUUUUUGAACUC
This is a messenger RNA of Quercus lobata, 1147 nucleotides long. Its product is annotated as probable tyrosine-protein phosphatase DSP4. NCBI's taxonomy places the organism in Eukaryota, Viridiplantae, Streptophyta, Magnoliopsida, Fagales, Fagaceae. Gene Ontology annotation, molecular function: phosphatase activity. The transcript has 4 exons. The record is from RefSeq and is a predicted model, not a curated record. Gene Ontology annotation, cellular component: cytoplasm. Bases 261 to 737 code for a protein of 158 amino acids.